UGAGGCCCAAUUAGUUAUCCUGUGAAGAAAUUAAAAUUAGGUCAAUCGGAUCCCUCUCGCUCCCACUAAUAAACUUUUCAAAUAAUUAAACCCACACAUGACCAUGGCGGAAGCCACUGCAUCGGAACUGGAAAUCGUCGAGCCCACCACCACUGACGCCGCCGCCGCAGACGUGGCUGUCGACGGCGUUGAAUCAAACCUGAAGCGGACUAGAGAGGACAGCGAUGACGAAGAAGACGGUGUUUCGAAGAAGCAGAAGGUGGAUGCAGAAGAAAAGAAAGCAUCAGGUCCCGUGAAAUUGGGUUUCAAAAGCUUCGCCUCUUCCGUGGAAAUGUUCGAUUACUUCUACAAUCUCCUUCAUGCUUGGCCCGCUUAUCUCAAUCUUAACCAGUAUGAACAUAUGAUGCUACUGGAGUUGCUUAAGAACGGUCACACAGAACCUGAUACUAAGAUUGGAGGAGGAAUCCGUGUUUUUCAAGUCCGCAAGCACCCUAUGUGGAAAAGUAGGUGCUUCUUCCUCGUCAGGGACGAUGAAUCUGUCGAUGAUUUUAGCUUCCGUAAAUGUGUGGAUCAUAUUCUUCCCUUGCCACAAGAGAUGCAAGUGAGACCUGAUGCUAACAGGGCAUUAGGUGGAGCAAAAAAACAUCAUAGAGGAAAGGGUGGUGGUGGAGGAAGAGGUGGACAUGGCCACGGGAAAAAUGGAGGAUCUAAACAUUGAGUACAGUGGUGACUGCAUGCUGGAGUGCUGGUCUUUCUUGUGUUUUAAGAUCUAAACGUUUUAUGUAUUCUUGACAGUAGCUUAUUUCAUGAAUCUAAAUCUCAUCGACCCCACCCUCACACACAGCACAACAUUAGCCCGCAUGACCUGCAAAGUUUCUUUAUGUAAUUAUUUUGAGUUUUGAGAGAAGUAAUUAGCAUUUUCCUUUACUAAUUGCAAGGCAUCUGUGUAAGCUAAACACACAAGCGUGUAAAGUAUUGUAUUUCUAUAUCCGCGUUGUAUUAUGCCGUGUCUUACUAAGUAUCCAAGCUUCACAGUUGCUCUUAAUA
Glycine soja is the source of this 1047-nucleotide messenger RNA. Its product is annotated as protein EMBRYO DEFECTIVE 514-like. The record is from RefSeq and is a predicted model, not a curated record. The coding region runs from base 98 to 718 and encodes 206 amino acids. NCBI's taxonomy places the organism in Eukaryota, Viridiplantae, Streptophyta, Magnoliopsida, Fabales, Fabaceae. Gene Ontology annotation, biological process: chloroplast organization; chloroplast rRNA processing. The transcript is spliced from 2 exons. Gene Ontology annotation, cellular component: chloroplast.